Cyanidioschyzon merolae strain 10D is the source of this 1293-nucleotide messenger RNA. RefSeq lists its product as hypothetical. Gene Ontology annotation, molecular function: copper ion transmembrane transporter activity. The transcript has a single exon. Lineage: Eukaryota; Rhodophyta; Bangiophyceae; Cyanidiales; Cyanidiaceae. Gene Ontology annotation, biological process: copper ion transmembrane transport. Gene Ontology annotation, cellular component: membrane. The coding region runs from base 1 to 1293 and encodes 430 amino acids. The record is from RefSeq and is a predicted model, not a curated record.
AUGAGCGACAGGGAACUUGGUCUCCCGGCGCUGAUGAAAGCACACAGUAGCUUGGGCUACUUGAGUGGAGGCGUCUGUUUGCUCGCAGGUACGCUCGUUGCGCGCUACGCUCGUUUCUGGCGGCACUGGUAUGUGGCACACGUCGUUCUACAAGUCACAGGUUUCCUGCUAACGCUACUUGGCUUUUGUUUGACGGAGAUAUGGCACCAGGGUUUUUUGGUUAUGCAGGAUUUGCAUGCUUGGAACGGAUUCGCUUUUCUCUGUCUAUACUUUGGUCAACUGUGGCUGGGGAUGCUCCGUCCACACGCGGCGAGUCGUUGGCGUCCUCUGUGGCGUCGAGCGCACGCAGCUGUCGGGGUGUUGCUUGUGGCUGACUACAUCGUUCAGCUCUACAGUGGUAUCCAUCGACUCUUUCGCAUGUUCAACUUACCAAACGCAAGAUACUUUAUUGUGUGGAGCGUAGCGCUGGGCGUUUUUGCGGUGUCCAUCGUUCUGUUGGAACCGACACGGUGGCCACCCAGCCGUUCAGUGGUGAAGCACUGGCGCCUUGACGCACAGCGAUACGCGUACCGUACUCGUGUGUUAUUGAUUACAAUCACUGCACUGUGUGCUGCUUUCCUGGUAUUUCUGGUGCUUCUGUUGACCAACCAGAGCUUCGCUCCAUGGAGCAACGAUGGCGGCAUGAGCGGUAUGCCGGCCAUGCCGAUGCAUACGACCUUUUUCUGGUAUGAUGAACGCGGCUUCAAUCUAUGGUUCUCUUCGCUGGUUGUGAUCGGUGUUGGUCGUCUUAUUGCCGCUGGGAUUCUGGUGGCAACGCUUGCGUACACUGCGAGCUUUGCCCUGCACGUCGUGAUGCGAAGCGGUUCACCAAGAGGACCGCAACCGGCGCAAACGAAUGCACCGAAAAUGUCUUGGGUUGCACGUGCGCUCGUUCACGUGUGUUUGGUUGCAUUGCACUAUCUGCUGAUGUUAGCUGUCAUGACAUACAGCGUUCCGCUCCUUUUGUCUAUUCUAAUAGGCCACGGCCUGGGUGCGUUGGGGUCGAACUUUUGGCGUUCGAGCGGCGACACAGCGGCGUUCAACAGCGACACGGAAGAGAAGCUCCUGGAGCCAAGCGCAGAGCGUUAUGCAUCGCCAAAGAUCCCAGAUGGGAAACAGGAUCUGCGGGUCUUGCUCAAUGCAGACUGCUGUGCUUCUUCGACGUGUUGCGGUUCAAAGUGUACCUGUGAACCUGGUCGCUGUUUCUGUGGAAUCGAGGUGUGCAGCGAUAAGCGCUCCAGCUGUUGCACCUGA